Acanthocheilonema viteae is the source of this 2055-nucleotide messenger RNA. The record is from the annotation of a GenBank genome assembly. Lineage: Eukaryota; Metazoa; Nematoda; Chromadorea; Rhabditida; Onchocercidae.
AUGAUUUCAGAUGAUGAUGCUAAUUGGAACAAUCGAGACGAUAUGGUUUUGGCAACAGAUUCAGAUACGGGUUAUAAUCCUGAUGGAAUGACUGAAGGUGUGACAAGAGCUCAGAAAGGUCUGGCUGAAGCCAUAAGUUUGAAUCCUUUGACUCGUCAACAGAAAAAACGGAAAAGAAAUGUGCGACAUUUACUAUCAAAUUACAUUCGUUGGGGAUCGUGUAAUACACCCAUGCUAUCUAUCAGAAGCGGCGAUGACUUAGAUAUACCAGUCGAAACGUUGGAUCUGGAAUCGACAGAGCAUCUCAACGAUAAAAUAUCCAAUGAGAAGCCUAUAGAAGAAACAGAUUUAAUUACUUCAAUUAUGUUCGAACAAGCAAAAACUUUGGCACCUGCUCGAUAUCAGUGCAUUUUACGUGACGGUACAAUCGGUGAAAGUGAACAAAUGAUCAAUCAGAGACAAAAAAAAAUCAUGGCUUGUAAAGAAUUAGUUUCUUCGGAAGGCUUAAAGGAUUUGGGAACAAUGUUUUGCACUCUAUAUUUCAGUUUCGUAAGUAGAGCAAAAUCACGAGAAGGUGAUGAGACUUUGAAUUUGAUGCUUCUGCAAUGCGAUUCAGAUGAAAACAUAUCAAUGUAUUCGGCUGGCAGCAGUCAUAUUGAUGCGAAAGAAAAACGGAAGAGACGCCCAUCACGUUGGGGCACUCCUACUACUUCAAAAAUCCAUGAUAAUGCUAUUAUAACUGCUUCAAUACCUCUUCCUUUGGGACCGCCAUUGACACAGUCAACAGUUUCUUUAGAAAAUAUACCUGUACCUUCAACGGACCAGCAGCCGGCACAGUCGCAAGUGACGCUACCUUCAAGGCCAUCUGCUCUCAAUACGGCUCCGUCUACGUCUUUUGCGCUCAAAUCGACAUCGAUACCAUCAUUUGGAAUGGUUACUGGCCAACCGCAGAUCAGUUUGGCUCCAUUUGCUGGUUCAGGCCUAGGUCAACAAGCUCUCGGUUUGAACCAGCAGUCUAUAGUUACUCUAGGACAGCAGCAAAUAACCAGUCUAAGACAGCAAACUUUAGCUGGCUUAGGACAGCAACCAGUGCCAGGUUUAAGCCAGCCUCAGUUGACAUCUAUUGGACAAGGAUCAUUAGUUCAAAUGCAGCCAUCUUUGUUGCCGAAUUUCUUCUUACCACCGCUGAAUCUAGGUGCAAUGAACGGUUUACUGGCGGCAGGUCUGCUUGCGAAUAACAAUCCAUUGGCAGCUCCACCAAUCACUCAACCGAUGGGUCAACCAUCCUCUGCAAGCACAACUCCUUUUAUGUUGAAUCCAGUGCAGCUUUCAGCAGCCUCAGCUCAACAAUUGAAUCAACAUUUUGUAAAUUUGGCAACAACACUACGACGUAAUGUAGAUACGGUUGCUGAUUCCGCACAUUUGUCUCAACAGCCUUCUAAACAGCCUGAGGGCGUUCCGCCACCCCCACCGGUCAUGAAACCGUCUGAAUCUACAUCCAGCAAUAUAUCUCUUUGUGAACCGCUAGCUGAAAAAAUCAGGAAAUUAAUUGAAGCUAGUAAUGUAAGACCUCUGUGCGACUCAAGUGUCGAGGACAGUACCACAAAAAUUGGUGUUACAGUAGAUGAUGAAAUAAACAAUGUGGUGCCAUGUGAUGAUUCAAAAGUGGGCGAGUCGGGACGUAAAAGUGCUAGUGCAGAUGACGAAGAAACUGGCGAAGCUGUCAAAAUAAAAAAAUUUCACAAGAAUGGUGCAAUGUUCGAGGAAGCUCGACGGAUGCUUUCUUCUUCACUUAAAAAAGUUUACAGAUUGAAGCAAAUUACUAAACAAGAAUAUAAAGAAAUAAUGAAAAAAGGUGUGACGGCAUUAUCUCAGCGCACAAAAUUGGAUCAAAGAAAGGUGGAUGAGUAUGCAGCGAAGUGUUCGGAACUCUACACUGCUCUGAAUACACUCCUUACUGGGUUUUAUUUAAGCAAUUGUGAACACGCAUGCUUGUCUCCUCAUUUAUUCAGUUACCGAAAAGCAAAACAGGGAAUCGCGGCAAUAACACAGUGA